AUGCCCGGAUUACCAUCUAGUAUCGACCUAGAUGAGUGCAUCGAACGGCUCUACAAGAAAGAACUCCUCGCAGACUCAGUCAUUGAGGCAAUAUGCGCCAAAGCGAAGGAAUUGUUGAUGAAGGAGAGUAACGUUGUCCACAUUGCUGCUCCGGUAACUGUCGUUGGAGAUAUACACGGUCAAUUUUUCGACAUGAUCGAGAUAUUCAAGAUAGGCGGUUUCUGUCCCAACACAAACUACCUUUUUCUGGGGGAUUAUGUCGAUCGUGGGUUGUUCAGUGUGGAGACAAUUUCUCUGCUGGUCUGCUUGAAGCUACGAUACCCACAACGUGUUCAUUUGAUCCGCGGAAAUCAUGAGUCUCGAGGUGUCACACAGUCAUACGGUUUCUACACGGAAUGCGCUCGAAAAUAUGGCAAUGCCAAUGUCUGGCAUUAUUUCACCGAUAUGUUUGAUUUCCUCACUUUGAGUGUCGUCAUCAAUGACCAGAUCUUCUGCGUGCACGGCGGCCUUUCACCGUCUAUCCACUCUAUAGAUCAAAUCAAGAUCAUCGACCGGUUCCGGGAGAUACCACAUGAGGGACCCAUGGCUGAUUUGGUUUGGUCGGAUCCGGAUACGGAACGUGACGAAUUUUCUUUAUCUCCGCGAGGUGCGGGUUAUACAUUUGGUGCCCAGGUCGUUCGGAAAUUCCUCGAAGUUAACAGCAUGUCGCACAUUCUUCGGGCUCAUCAGUUGUGUCAGGAAGGGUACCAGAUCCUAUACGACGAUCGUCUCAGCACGGUGUGGAGUGCACCCAAUUACUGCUAUAGAUGUGGAAACCUCGCCAGUGUCCUCGAAGUAAGCGAUUCGGGUGAAAGGUUCUUCAACAUUUUUGACGCAGCUCCGGAAAACGACAUCCAUCGCAGCGAGCAGCAAGCACAGCAGAAUAAGGACGGACAGAGCCCUGUGAUUGACUACUUCUUAUGA
Messenger RNA from Paecilomyces variotii, 963 nucleotides. Its product is annotated as Metallo-dependent phosphatase-like protein. Gene Ontology annotation, molecular function: protein serine/threonine phosphatase activity. The transcript is spliced from 3 exons. Gene Ontology annotation, biological process: peptidyl-serine dephosphorylation. Gene Ontology annotation, cellular component: FAR/SIP/STRIPAK complex. The record is from RefSeq and is a predicted model, not a curated record. Lineage: Eukaryota; Fungi; Ascomycota; Eurotiomycetes; Eurotiales; Thermoascaceae. Bases 1 to 963 code for a protein of 320 amino acids.